Messenger RNA from Myripristis murdjan (pinecone soldierfish), 3493 nucleotides. RefSeq names its product cyclin F (gene ccnf). The record is from RefSeq and is a predicted model, not a curated record. The coding region runs from base 268 to 2619 and encodes 783 amino acids. Lineage: Eukaryota; Metazoa; Chordata; Actinopteri; Holocentriformes; Holocentridae. The transcript is spliced from 17 exons. Gene Ontology annotation, molecular function: protein binding.
GUCUUCUCAGUAAGGAUGCAUGCUUGAAUUUGAAUUCAUGCAAGAGCUAACAGCUUCACAACAUAUUAGCUAAAGAUUAGAGGAAUAGUAAGGUAGUGAGCUCUGUUGGAAAAGUGUGUGACUCGCGUGUGUGUGUGUGUCUACAGUCUAGGUGAAAAAGGUGAUAUAUUAACCGGCGUGGUUGAAAUUGCUAGCUUAUUCUGUGUAGUCAGAGUAGUAAGCUUAUCCACAGGCAUCACUGUUUGAGAGGAGCCCAGUCCACUUGCAAUGAAAGCGGGCGUAAUCCAUUGCCGUUGUUCAAAAUGUUACUCGGUUCCAGUGCGGAAGCGGGUCCGUAAGCGAACUCCAGCCCUGACGUUGCUGUCUCUUCCUGAGGAGGUCCUCUUAUGUGUGCUCCAGUGCCUCUCUGCUGAGGACCUGCUGGCUGUCAGAGCAGUCCACUCGCAACUGCGGGACAUAAUUGACAACCACUCCAGCGUGUGGGCCAGGGUCAGUUUCAAAGACACCUGGCCAGCCCCUAACACAGUGUGGCUCUUUGAAAGAGCUGCAGAAAAAGGGAAUUUUGAGGCGGCUGUGAAGCUCGGGAUUGCAUAUUUGUACAAUGAAGGGCCAUUAUUGAGUGAUGAGGGACGGGCGGAUGUGUGUGGUCGGAAGGCCUCCCACUUCUUCAGCCUGGCAGAGAGCCUGCGUUCUCCUUUGGCAAAUCCCUUUAUCUGGGUUUUCAUCCGUCCCCCUUGGUCCCCUACUGGCAGCUGUUGCAAGGCUGUGGUAUUUGACCGUCUUAAGGCUGAAUGUGACAACAACAUGGAGAAGAAAGGACCCCUGCUGCACUGUCUGGCCAGAGUUUUGCAGCUCUUUGAGGAAGAUGAAAAGCACAUGGAUGCCUUACUCAUGCUGGAGGAAUCGUCACAGGCUGGCUGCCUUCAGAGCUCCUACCUGUUGUGGGAACACAACCGUAGAAAUGCUAUGGCAGACCCAGGCAGGUACCUCCAGUAUGUGCGAACCCUCAGGGACUAUGCUGCCAAAGGAUGCUGGGAAGCACAGCUAUCCCUGGCCAAGGUGUGCAGCAGUGGGAAUCCUCUGGGUUUAGAGGGGAGGGCCUGUGCUGACCUAGUGGCCCAGCUCUUCAGCUCCUCUCCCCCAGCACCACGCCACCAUGCUGAGCAGAUCGUCAAACGGGGCAUUAAGGACACCAUGAGGUACAUCCUGGUAGACUGGCUUGUGGAGGUGACCACCAUGAAGGACUUCUCUAGUCUGACCCUGCAUGUGACAGUGGGUUGCGUUGAUCGUUACUUGGCUCUGCGCUCUGUUCCAAAGGCUCGCCUCCAGCUGCUAGGCAUCGCCUGCAUGGUUGUUUGCACACGCUACAUCAGUAAAGAAAUUCUGACCAUACGUGAGGCUGUUUGGCUCACAGACAACACCUACAAAUAUGAGGACCUGGUCCGCAUGAUGGGAGAGGUUGUCUCUGUGCUGGGGGGGAAGAUAAGGAGCCCCACACUGCUGGACUAUGGCGAGGUGCUUCUGUCCCUGCUGCCUCUGGAGAGACGGACCACUCACCUCUUUAGUUACAUCUGUGAGCUGUCACUGCUCUACUCUGCCCUCAGCACUCCGUCGCCUGCCAAACUGGCCUGUGCUGCAUUACUGCUUACACGUGCACUGCAUCACUAUGCUCCCAUCUGGCCUAGCCAGUUGGCUGACUAUACAGGCUUCUCCAAGCAAGACCUCAUACCCUUUGCUGUGCUGCUCCAUGUCAAGUGUUUCAGUCAAGAUGUUCCCAAAGACUACAGGCACGUGUCUCUCACUGGUGUUAAGCAGCGCUUUGAGGAUGAGGCCUACCAGCAGAUCAGCAAAGAAAACGUGAUGGACUUCAAAGAGCUGUGUCAGAUUUUGGAGAUCCCUGAGGUGGAGCCUCAGAUGGACCCUCCCAGUCCCACUGGCCAACCAGCAGACAUCACCACCUUUCUCUCCUCCCCAUCCAGCAACAGCAAGAGGAGAUGUGAUGACAGCAUGCAGGCCCACAGAGGAAGCUUUGUGGCCACACCCACGGCUGAGUUGUCCACUCAGGAGGAGACGCUGCUGGGCGACAUCCUGGACUGGAGCCUGGACACUUCUUGUUCCGGUUAUGAGGGCGACCAGGAGGAGAGCGAGGGAGAGAGAGAUGGAGAGACUUCCAUCAUGGCCAUCAAACUCAACAUGUUGAUGAAUGCAGACAGUAGACUAGAGCACUGCCGAGCUAUGUCCAGUGAUGAAGACAGCUUCUGUGAAGCGGAAGAGGCAAAGAACAAGAACGGUCAGGACCAGGAUCCCCUCUCAUUUUCCAAAGACCUUCACAGCUCAGGAUACUCUUCUGUCUCCGGUGCUAGCCCCUCCUCCACAUGCUCCUCCUCCUCCCUGAUGCCGUGCACUUUUAAGACCAUUCCCACUGCCUCUGGCACAGCCUCUGCCAAUGCCCAGCCAGGCUUCCGCCUCUUAGUGCCCAUGCAGAGGCCGAGGGGCUGCUCCAGCAAACCAGUGAAGAGGAAGAACACAGCAGCCCAUAGUGGAGGAGAGAUGGAGAGGGAAGAUGGGGAAGAUGAAGGAGAGGAGAACUCUGCCACUUUGGGGUUUCUGAGCCUGUAAGCAGUAGUUUUUUGGCCUGGCAUGGAUCUGACUAUUCUCAGCAGCACCCACUCCAGCACUUUUGUUUUUGUUCUUGAUGCUGUUGCUCACUCCUGACAGUCUGCACUGGUCACCAGAAGAUCAGGAUCCGUUUGAGGUUUAAAACAAAAGGGAUAGGACAAUAAUAAGAGUUUUGACUUAAAAUCCUGCCUUUCUUUUACAUGUUACAUUUCAUUUAAGUGUUUACAGGUAUGGCACAAUAAAAAUACCUCCCAUGAGCCUAAACAGUACAUCCACUUACUCACAUGCAGCUCUGAAACCACUGGAACAUGCCUUGACUUUCCUCAGGACCCUGGUACUAUGGUUGCCAUUUCUUUUGAUUCACAGCCUUCUGCAAACAAGCAUUCUCAGAUCUCAUCAUAUGGUUACAAGCUCAAAUGAAAUCUCAUGGACUUGUUUUAAAAAGAAAAAAAAAAACAUUCAAUGUGAAGAUGUUAACGUGAAGAACCUUAAACAUAGCUGGAAUGUUUUUGUGGUUGUUUUUCUAAUAUGCACUGUCUGUACAAGAACCUAACCAUUUUAUAAUUUUGGAUAGUCAUCGAGAAAUGACUACUCACUUGUCUGCUUCAUGUAAAUGUGUCUGAAGCCGUAAAAUGAUUGUAUGAAUGAAGUUUUCCUCUUCAGUUCUGUCAAUUUUCAUAUAUGUGUAUGCCAAAGGUACUGUGGUAGUGUCAUUUAUGUUUUCAGGGGAAUCUACCUGUACUGAAAAGAGCUGUGAAAUGAGACUUUAAGUCAGCAUUUUCUCCAAGGGUCUUGUUUGUAUGUGUGCAUCCAUUGUGCUGUUCAUAAACAUUUUGAUCCAUAUUACUUUAGAGAUUACAUGACACACUAAACA